This is a messenger RNA of Drosophila subpulchrella, 3594 nucleotides long. It is a transcript of the gene spas, whose product is annotated as spastin. Bases 287 to 2563 code for a protein of 758 amino acids. Gene Ontology annotation, molecular function: ATP binding; ATP hydrolysis activity; microtubule severing ATPase activity. Lineage: Eukaryota; Metazoa; Arthropoda; Insecta; Diptera; Drosophilidae. The record is from RefSeq and is a predicted model, not a curated record. Gene Ontology annotation, cellular component: microtubule cytoskeleton. The transcript is spliced from 6 exons.
CUCCAGAGCUUAGCUUCAGUUUUCAACACCAGAGAGUUUUAAGUGCGGAGAAAAAUCAGAACUCUGGGAUAUCAGCAAAAUGAAUAUCAGCACCAGCUCGAAAGACAAACAAUAAUAGAGACCCUCCGUUGUUUAUUUGUUUCUCGUGCGCCAUCGAGACCAACGCGUGCCACGACCAACCGAGGAGGUUCAAAGGAUAACUUCCCCGUGCAACUUUUGCGGGGUGCGGGCAAGGAGAGCGGGGGGCAGGAGUGCUGGACGCGCAGACAGCGCGGAAUCGAUAUCGAUGGUACGCACCAAAAACCAGUCGUCCUCCUCCAGCGCCAGCAGCAGCAGUACCAAGUCACCGAUAAAGUCCAGCGGUGGAGCAGGAUCCUCGGGCGGAGGUGUCGGUGGUCGCCAGUCCACGCAUCGCUCGUCGAGCGCCUCCAACGUUGCGGCCGUUGUCGCCGGCAACUCAUCCGCCGGAGGCUCCUCUUCGAAUCGCCGUAGUCCGGGCAGUUCGCCCGACGGCGACGACGACACCACCACCACAGAUGACCUGACCCCCACUACGUGCUCCCCGCGCAGCGGUCACCAUCAUCAACACGGCUACGGCUACUCGUCCUCCGUGCACAAACAGAACCUAUACGUCGUCUCGUUUCCCAUAAUCUUUUUGUUUAACGUUUUGCGCUCGCUGAUUUAUCAGCUGUUUUGUAUUUUUCGCUACCUCUACGGGGCGAGCACAAAGGUGAUUUACCGCCCGCACCGACGCGAUUGCAACAUCGAGAUCGUGGUGCAGAAUUCCUCCAAGGAGCAGCAGCAGUCUCUAAAACAUCCUUCGGACCUUAACAGCGAGGGUGCUGGACAGGAGCAGCAGUUGUCCAAUCAGCCGCAGCGUUUUCGACCCAUUCAACCGCUGGAAAUGGCAGCCAAUCGUCCGGGAGGUGGCUACUCACCUGGUCCCGGUGAUCCCCUGCUGGCCAAGCAAAAGCAUCACCAUCGACGCGCCUUCGAGUACAUCUCCAAGGCGCUCAAGAUUGAUGAGGAGAACGAAGGUCACAAAGAGCUGGCAAUUGAGCUCUACCGGAAAGGCAUCAAAGAGCUGGAGGAUGGCAUAGCUGUCGAUUGUUGGAGUGGACGUGGUGAUGUGUGGGAUCGGGCUCAGCGGUUGCAUGACAAGAUGCAGACGAACCUUUCAAUGGCCCGAGACCGUCUUCACUUUCUCGCGCUGCGUGAGGAGGAUUUGCAAAUGCAGCGUCUCUCCUUGAAGGAGAAGCAGAAGGAGCAGGCUCAAAACAGGUCCCAGAAGUCCAGGGAGCCCAUGCUGGCCGGCAUGACCAAUGAACCCAUGAAGCUUAACAAAGUGCGCAGCAGUGGCUACGGGCCCAAGGCCACCACCACCGCCCAGCCCACGGCAUCUGGUCGGAAGCUAACCAUUGGAACCAAGCGUCCCGUCAAUCUGGCCGUGGCCAACAAGUCACAGACGUUGCCGCGAAACCUUGGCUCCAAAACAUCCGUGGGCGCAGUCCAAAGGCAGCCAGCCAAGACGGCUGCCACGCCUCCCGCCGUUCGGCGCCAGUUUUCCUCGGGACGUAAUACACCGCCCCAGCGUUCGCGAACUCCCAUAAACAACAAUGGACCCAGUGGCAGUGGCUCCAACACUCCGGUGGUGAGUGUCAAAGGCGUUGAGCAAAAGCUGGUGCAGCUCAUACUCGAUGAGAUUGUCGAGGGCGGGGCCAAAGUGGAGUGGACGGACAUUGCCGGUCAGGAUGUGGCCAAGCAGGCUCUUCAGGAGAUGGUCAUUCUGCCCUCCGUCCGGCCGGAGCUGUUUACGGGACUCCGAGCUCCGGCCAAGGGACUACUGUUGUUCGGUCCUCCCGGAAACGGUAAGACUUUGCUGGCCCGUGCCGUGGCCACCGAGUGUAGUGCUACCUUCCUGAACAUUUCGGCUGCCUCGCUGACCAGCAAAUAUGUGGGCGAUGGCGAGAAACUGGUGAGGGCUCUCUUCGCAGUGGCACGUCACAUGCAGCCCUCCAUUAUUUUCAUCGACGAGGUGGACUCCCUACUCUCGGAGCGUAGUAGCAGCGAACAUGAGGCGUCACGACGCCUGAAGACCGAGUUUCUGGUAGAGUUUGAUGGGCUGCCCGGUAAUCCAGAAGGGGAUAGAAUCGUGGUGCUGGCCGCCACCAAUCGACCGCAGGAGCUGGACGAGGCCGCCCUGCGACGGUUCACGAAGCGCGUUUACGUCUCACUGCCCGAUGAGCAGACCCGCGAGCUGCUCCUCAACCGACUGCUGCAGAAGCAGGGCAGUCCGCUGGAUACGGAGGCGUUGCGUCGCCUGGCCAAGAUCACAGACGGAUACUCGGGUUCCGAUUUGACGGCCCUGGCCAAAGACGCCGCACUGGAGCCCAUCCGAGAGUUGAAUGUGGAGCAAGUGAAGUGUCUGGACAUCAGUGCUAUGCGAGCAAUCACAGAGCAGGACUUUCACAGCUCGUUGAAGCGCAUCAGGCGCUCGGUGGCGCCGCAGAGCCUCAACUCGUACGAGAAAUGGUCGCAGGAUUACGGCGACAUCACCAUCUAGUCUGUUCUAGCCAGCAAGCCUGCCCCCCUCCAUCACUCCAGUCUGAAGCAGCUGUGAUGUGAGUGUCAGUACGUUAUUCUUAGCCGUUGCCCUAGUUUUGAUCAUGUGACCCAUCUUUACUUCAGGUUCUAUUCAAUCUGUAGAUUUUUCGUUUCACAAACAUUGUUAGAUUUGUAUUAACCAGUGAAUUAUUUAAUAUGAUUUGUUUCCAUACGAUAUCUUGUGUUUUAGCCUAAGAUCAUUAUACUAUUUUUUGUCGUUUUACCGCCAUGUCCAUGUGGUGCGACAUCCUGUCAUGCAGCUCCAUUAUCGUUAUACUCAUUUAACCUAGUGUAUUUCUAAGAAUAACUAUACUAUCCAAUGGAGUUGCUAGAAUAGUAGUUCCGCCCUGUUUUGGUUUUGAAUAUUUAUUCAAGGGCACAUUGCUUUAUAAACUAGUUUUAAGUUUUUGGAAAAUUCCAUGUAGUGGUGUUUAUUUCGUAAGACAGGCGGCCCAAGAAGUUCACAACUACUUCCAUUGUAUCCUUGAACCAAUAGAGCAUAUUUUUGUUGUACAUUGAGUGCCCAUCCACAAGCUACAUGUAAUCUAGAAGUAAGCGUAGUCCUAAGACCGAUGAGAUAUACUUAUACACACCCACAAAGAUACAUUUACCAGCGCAGAAUCGGAUUUAAGUUUUAAUAGUUAUCGCUGUCCGUAUCGUUAGUCUAGUUUAGUUCCUUUGUUUCAAUCUAUGUACCUACGGCUAUAAAUACAAUCGUCUCCGAAUCACCUAUAUUAUUAGUAACACUCCCAAAAUGUUGUACCUAGCAGGUGCGUAUGGAUCUGGUGUUAUCAGAUAAAUCAGAACAUCUACACCCGCACAUAUGCUCGUGCUUAUCGCGGUACUUUGAACCAGCUUUUACGCAGCUCGCCCACCCGGAAUUUGAGUUCUAUGACUAGUUACUAAACACAGAUCCAAAACUACAUGCAUACAAAAAUAUAUAAAAAAAUAAAUAUUUAGAAUACGCUAAAUAAAAUCGAUUUCAAAAGA